Didymodactylos carnosus is the source of this 525-nucleotide messenger RNA. The record is from the annotation of a GenBank genome assembly. NCBI's taxonomy places the organism in Eukaryota, Metazoa, Rotifera, Eurotatoria, Philodinida, Philodinidae.
AUGUUAAGUAUUUGCUUAAGACUACGAUUAUUAAAAGAUAGACGAAUUCAAUUUGUAUCUCAAACAUUGUUGGCAACAUUGGAUGAUAAAAAUAUUGAUGAGGUCAGUGAACCUGAUAAAUUAUUACAAACCUAUAUUUAUUAUAUCAAAAGUAUUAUUGAUGAAUUCAAACAGUCGUAUGAUGGACUUAGAUUAGAUGGUUUAUUGGAAAACUUUAAAAGCAAAGUCUAUCGUGGUAUGAUUAUAACUAGUGAUGAUUUAAAGCCGUAUGGUAAAGGAAUUAAAUUACUGAAUAAAGCAUUCAUGUUAACAACAAAAGAUCGUAGUGUAGCGGAAGACUUUGCUGAAAGAGAUGUAAUUCAUCGAAAAAGUGUCAAAGAUGAACAUAUUAAAUUGCAAGCUAUAUGUACAUAUGAAAUUGUCAACGAUCGUACAGCUCUGGAUAUCGGAAAAAUCUCUGAAUACUCAAAUGAACAAGAAGUGUUAAUUGGACCAUAUUCAGCAUUUAUUGUACCAGAAGUCUAA